Molecule: messenger RNA, 297 nt
Organism: Prorocentrum cordatum
Lineage: Eukaryota; Dinophyceae; Prorocentrales; Prorocentraceae
Source: the annotation of a GenBank genome assembly
GUGGACGAGAAGCUCUCGCAGCCCUAUGCGGCGUUCAUUUCGCCCAUGGAAGGCGAGUCGUUCGAAUUAGUGGUAAGUGCCGGCCGAGGCAAUGGAGCAGGGGCCCUGCGUCUGCUGGCGCGAUUCUGGGACCCCACAAGCGGCGGUCGCCGCCGAGUGCUGCUCACGAAGAUCAUGGCGCCCAGCCAGGUCGCGAAGCUUGAGAACUUGGCCGGAGAUAUCGCGAAGUGGGAAGAGCUGAUCAGGCGCCGCGAGAGGCGACGAGCCGACGGGCGAGACGCACGCCUCGACGAUGAG